This is a messenger RNA of Pundamilia nyererei, 1455 nucleotides long. RefSeq names its product notochord granular surface (gene ngs). Lineage: Eukaryota; Metazoa; Chordata; Actinopteri; Cichliformes; Cichlidae. Bases 1 to 1455 code for a protein of 484 amino acids. Gene Ontology annotation, cellular component: intermediate filament; cytoplasm. Gene Ontology annotation, molecular function: structural constituent of cytoskeleton. The transcript has 10 exons. Gene Ontology annotation, biological process: intermediate filament organization. The record is from RefSeq and is a predicted model, not a curated record.
AUGAGCCGCAGUCCAGAGAGGAUGUCUUCAUACCGCCGUCAUUUCGAGGGCACUUUGGCAGCCAGCUCUGCCUGCCAGCUGCGGGUUUCCAGUCCAUCUCCCACCCGGAAGGAGACCCGGCAUCGGUCAGCAAGCUUCACCCGGAGUGGUGAGACAAGGGGGCGCAUGGCCCUCAGUAACAAGGCUCGACUGACCAGCAGUACAAGUAUGGGAGCUCUGUGCUUUGGUGUGUCUAAGGAUGGUGAGCUGGAAUUGGACCUGGAUGUGGCUGCAGAGGAGAACCAGGCCUUUAUGCUGACUCGUGCCCACGAAAGGCAGGAGAUGGUCAUCCUCAAUGACCGUCUGACAGUGUAUAUCGAAAAAGUGAGAACACUGGAGUCAAAAAACAAGCAGCUGGAGGCUGAGAUUGAGGCCCUGAGAAGCAGCUAUGACAGGUCAUCUGGGCUUAGGAAACUCUACGAGUCUCAGCUGAAGGAACUGAACAGGGACGCAGAGAAAAUGAGAGAGCAAAGGAAUGUGGACGAAGCAACCUCAGCCCGGAUUGCGCUGGAGAGGCAGCUGGAAAAUCUGGAGGUUCAACUGUCCUUCCUGCAGAGAGUUCACAAAGAGGAAAUUGAGGAGUUGAUCCUGCACAUCUCUUCAGCAUCCUCUGAAUCUGACUUCAUGUUUGGCCUCCCAGACCUUUCCCCUGCCCUAAAACAGAUUCAGUCUCAGUACGACAGCAUUGCUGCCAAAAACCUGGAGGAAAUGGAGACCUGGUAUAGAACCAAGUUUCAGGAUCUUGAUAACACCUCCAGUGAACAUAUUCAAAGAGUCCGAAGUAUGAGAGAGGAAAUUGCUGCCUAUAGGAAGAAUAUCCUAGACAAAGAACAUGAACUGGAGAUACUGAAGACAAGGAAUGAGUAUUUGGAGGCCCAGAUCCGUGACAGAUUGGAGAAAUAUAAGAAUGAAGAGAAGGGCUUAGAGGAGCACAUUGAGGGAAUUAAAGUGCAUUUGAAGGUGAGCAAGGAAAAGACUGCUCUGCUGCUGCGAGAAUAUCAGAACCUCCUGAAUGUCAAGAUGGCUCUGGAGAUUGAGAUCGCCACCUACAGAAAACUGAUUGAGGGGGAAGACAGCCGAUUGGGCACCAUGGUCCAAAGCCUUUCCUUGACUGGAGGCUUGCAGCUUCCUUCCAGUGAUAGCAAAUGUGCUCUCUCAGCACCUUCAAAGCUGGGUGGAUCUUUGAGUGAUACAAGCGGUAACAGCACUGAGAGAGCUGCAGGUGCUGGCCGAAUAGCAGCAGCCUCAUCAGACAUCCAGGCUGAUGGUAACUUAGAGAAGCAGGCAACAGUGAUGUCCAAGAGAAAGACGGUCCUCAUCAGAACAGUUAAGACAGAUGAGGACAUUUACGAAAGUGACACACAGGAGUGCACCAUCGUCAUUUCCGGAGCAGCCGAUGACACAGAUGAAGAAUAA